CGCAGCCCCUGGAGCGAGCGAGGCCACCGCCGCCGCCACUGCCGCAGCCGCAGGAGGCGUGAGAAGCAGACGCGAGGCGCUCGGCCGGGUUCACCUUGCAUGGUGUCAGAAGUGGGAUCUGAAGGUGCCAGCUGCGGGGGCACUGUGACUCCUGGGAUCGAGCGAGGUACUCACAUUUGAGCCUUUUGUGCUCUUUGCUUCUACGGAGUCACCAUAACUUUCCGUUUGCUCAUUACAGAGAAAAGGCAAACGAGGAUUGAUCGCUCUUACCCUGAAGUCUGGUCAUUGUAGCACCGAAAAGACAUUUUUUGGAGGUCAGAGCCUUCAGAUGGCAGAUAACAGUUUUUCAGAUGGUGUUCCCUCAGACGCCUUGGAGGCUGCUAAAAAUGCAAGUAAUACAGAAAAGCUCACCGAUCAGGCGAUGCAGAAUCCCCAGGUUUUGGCGGCUUUACAGGAACGGCUUGACAGUGUCUCCCACACGCCUUCCAGUUACAUUGAGACUUUACCCAAAGCGGUGAAGAGAAGAAUCAAUGCGUUGAAACAGCUGCAGGUGAAGUGUGCUCACAUAGAGGCCAAGUUCUACGAGGAGGUGCAUGACCUGGAGAGGAAGUAUGCCGCACUGUACCAGCCUCUCUUUGACAAGAGAAGGGAGUUCAUCACUGGGGAUGUUGAACCGACAGACGCGGAAUCAGAGUGGCACAGUGAGAACGAAGAGGAGGAUAAGCUGGCCGGAGACGUGAAAAGUAAAGUAGUCAUCGCGGAAAAGGAAGUCGCGACAGCAGAGGAGCCAAACCCCAAAGGAAUCCCAGAGUUCUGGUUCACCAUCUUUAGAAACGUAGAUAUGCUGAGUGAAUUAGUCCAGGAGUACGAUGAGCCGAUCUUGAAGCACCUGCAGGAUAUUAAAGUGAAGUUUUCAGACCCCGGGCAGCCUAUGUCUUUUGUCUUAGAGUUCCACUUUGAACCCAACGACUACUUUACCAACUCAGUCCUGACAAAAACAUACAAGAUGAAGUCAGAGCCAGACAAGGCCGAUCCUUUCUCCUUUGAAGGCCCUGAAAUAGUCGACUGUGACGGGUGUGUCAUCGACUGGAAGAAGGGAAAAAACGUCACCGUGAAAACGAUCAAGAAGAGGCAGAAGCACAAGGGCCGGGGCACGGUGAGAACGGUUACCAAACAAGUUCCCAGCGACUCGUUCUUCAACUUCUUCAGCCCGCUGAAAGCAUCUGGGGAUGGAGAAUCACUGGAUGAAGACUCGGAAUUCACGUUAGCCUCCGACUUUGAAAUCGGACAUUUCUUUCGUGAGCGGAUAGUCCCGCGGGCCGUGCUCUACUUCACGGGCGAGGCCAUAGAGGAUGACGACAACUUUGAAGAGGGUGAGGAAGGAGAAGAGGAGGAAUUGGAAGGUGACGAGGAGGGAGAGGAUGAGGACGACGCCGAAAUUAACCCCAAGGAGCCCAGCCAGCCCUCCGAGUGCAAACAGCAGUAAGACGACGCCACCGAGGACCCGUCGCGGCCGCAGCGCGACCGCACCGGCGGCCCUCGCCUCUAACUCGUUUUCAAGUGCAUGAUUUUGACGUUAACUCUUCCUUUAUCCUUAUUAUUUGGCUUAACCUGUACAGUGGCGACUUAAAUGCAUUUCAGAGAUAGGAGGUUUGCUUCCAGCACCCUCUACGGCCUUGGGUGCAGCGCGGUGGACUUCCCCAGGCCCUGCCUUUGGGAGGAGGGGGCGGUGGAAGGUCGGUCGACGCCAAGGGCAGACGUCUGGGGACGUGGUUCCAGGGCAUCUAGAGCCAGUAACUCCCCUCCGCAGUCGGACCGGAUUCUUCUUCACUUGGAGAAACUCACACGCUUUGUGUUUCCGCCACUUGGUCUCCUGUGCUCUCGUCGUGCCCCAAGGGCUGGUGGAGUCGAGUCCCGUUCUUAGAGCGUUCCCUCUCCAGUUUUGUCUCCCUCGGGGUGGCGUAGGGGGUGCGCGCACCCCGGCCCCGAGGCGCCAGUGCUUGUGGUCCAUCCUCGUAUUUAUUUAUUCUCUCCUGCUCGUGAGGGCUCGGCGCGCCUGCCGUCGCUUGUCCUUACAGUCUCUGAACCCGUGUGUGUGCCUGGUGACCCGGUGACUCCCCAGGUGGGUGUGCUGGCGGCUCCCACGCGAGCCAGGCCUGCGUAGAGGGACCCUCGCUCUGUCCCGCCAGCGGCCGAGGCCGGGCUCGUUUUCCUGCCGGACGGACCUCCGGCUCUGGCAGGGGCGCGCGGGGGGCGCCCGUGGCGGGGGGCCGCUUCUCCUAGUGUGUGCAUGUCGGGUCUUGCUUCCUCAGUAGCCCCUGUUUCUCGGCCCUGUGCUCAUCUUGUCUUCAAAGCCCUGGGUUCGGAGUGGCCCGUUCUUGGCUGGCGUGUGAGGUUUCCGAGUGUGUGACCGCGGUCUCUGGCAGCCGGGGAUGCCGUGUCCACACUGUGACCAGGCCUGUAGAGUGCUCAGCCUUACUUACAAUACAUUUGUAACUGAAUACGGUGUUUUCAAUUUGUACAGAAUAGUUAGAAUAUUCUAUUAAAGUUGUGAAACACGAA
This is a messenger RNA of Prionailurus viverrinus (fishing cat), 2562 nucleotides long. It is a transcript of the gene NAP1L4, whose product is annotated as nucleosome assembly protein 1 like 4. The transcript has 17 exons. The coding region runs from base 329 to 1486 and encodes 385 amino acids. Lineage: Eukaryota; Metazoa; Chordata; Mammalia; Carnivora; Felidae. Gene Ontology annotation, molecular function: histone binding; chromatin binding. Gene Ontology annotation, cellular component: nucleus; chromatin. The record is from RefSeq and is a predicted model, not a curated record. Gene Ontology annotation, biological process: nucleosome assembly.